AUGGGGAAGUCAUCUAAGGCAACAAAGAAGUUUCAAGCUAAGCAUCUUAAGAAAACUUUAGAUCACAGAAAAGAGGUCAAGAAACAUAAGCAGCUUUUGGCAAAACACAAGAAAGGAAAGGGAAUCAGUUACAACAAGAGUGGUUCAGAAGGCCAAGUCGCUACCAAGCAAUCUGAAUCUGAAAAAGAAAAAGAAAAUCCAUUUAACGUGGAAACUGAUAGUGAAGAUGAAAAGGAAGAUUAUGGGGUAAUUGACAAAAAGGGAAAGAAGUCAAUUGAUGCCGAAGAAAAAGAGGAAGAAGAAGAUGAUGACAUUUUUGAUGAAUUAGAUGAAAUGGCCAAUGAUAAUGUUGAUGAAGAUUAUGGUGAAAUGGACGAAGAAAUGGGUAAUGAUUUGCAAGAGGAGAAACCAAGCAAAGCUAAAAAAAACAAAAAGGAGGCUGAUGAAUUUGAUGGUGAAGAAAAUGAAGAUGGGAAAAUUGAGGUCACAAUGGAGCUCGUGAAGAAAUGGGAAUCCCAAUUAGAAGAAGGACCAUCAUUGAAAUUGAUCAGAAACAUUACCCAAGCCUUCAAAGCUGCUGUCAAUGUCAAUGAAAAUACCGAAGCCACCAUUUCUUCAGUUUACAAAUACUUUGUUACCAGAGAAAUUGUUUUUAACAAGUUAUUAUUUUUGACUUUGAAGAAGUUGCCAGUGGCCAUUCAGAAAUUAUUUCCUUUAAAGACUAAGUUCAACAAAGAGAACAAUAUUCAAGUUCGUGUUAUUAAAGCUGAGGGAAGCAACAAAAUAAAACAAUUAUCUGCUGUUCUUAAACAGCACGCUUUCACCUUAAUUACAUUAUUGAGCGAUAUUACCAGAAGUAACUUGAACUUGAAGUUCAUUUUAUUAACACUUUCUUCAAUUUACGAUAUAUUCCCAUACUUAUUAUCAUUCAGAACCUUGAUGAAAAAAUUGUUGGCUUCAAUGGUGAACUUGUGGUCCAGUUUGAUUUUGACCUCGAACAAAAAUAAAGAUGAGGAAGGAGAAGAGGAAUCAAAAGUGAACAUCGAUUCAUUUUUGGACAUCAAUGUGUUGGCUUUCUCUGUUAUUUUGAACUUAUCAAAAGAAUAUUCUAGCAACAUCUUAGAAACCAUCAUCAAUUUGAGUUAUGAAUCUUUUUUGAAAAGAUCAUUGACUCUUCCAUCAUCCAUUUCCUUAGAUAGCUCUGAAACUGAUUUGGUUACCCAUAAGAAAUUCAGAUUGAUCGAAUUUUUGAAAACUGGUUUGUCUAGUUUGUUCAACAUUGAUGUUAACUUGAGUUAUCAGGUUGCCUUCAAAUAUAUCAGAAAAUUGUCCAUUCACUUGAGAAAUUUCUUGAAAAACAAUUCGAACAUUAAGAGUGAAAAUGAUAACACUAAAAACUUGAAAUUGAUCUAUAAUUGGCAGUUUGUUCAAUCUGUUGAUUUUUGGAUUACUUUCUUGGCUGACGCAUGUGCUGCUGCCACUGCCAACAAUAAGAAAAUAUCUUUGCAAGAAUUAGUUUAUCCAGCCGUCCAGAUUGCAAUUGGUACCAUGAAACUUAACUCUAACCCAAUCUACUUCCCAUUAAAAUUUUAUUUGCUCAAAUCCUUAACAUCAUUAUCGGAAUCAACUUCGACUUAUGUUCCUUUGCUCAAUAUCUACAUUGAAAUGUUGAACUCAAGUAUUUUCAAUAAAAACUUCACCACUAAAAAGGACAAGAAGUCGGCUGCCACAAUCAUUCAAAGUGGUGCUUAUAUGAACACUCAAGGGAUAAAGGUUUCUAAGAGUUCUGUCCACACUUCAGAAUAUCAAUUGUACUUGAUUAACAACUUCUUGAAUAGCUUACAAAGUUACUUGAUGGUCUACGUCAACAGCUUGGCUUUCCCAGAGUUCUCUUUUAUAAUUGCCAAGAGAUUGAAACAAUUUACCAAGAAGCAAUCAUCAAGCUCCACCCACAAAAAGAAUAAGUUCAUGAUCUAUUUUGUUAAAGAAACAAAUAACUUGGUUAGCAAAAUCAAUGAGAACGGUAAAUUUAUUAGCGUGAACAGAAGCCAACUCAAAUCAUUUGAUCCAAUUCAACAAACCAAGCUUACUAGCGUUGAAGUGACCGAAUUGCCUCUCUACAAGUUCUUGAUGGCCAAGCAAGAAAUUUUGGAUUCCAGCAGAAAGUUGCACAGUGAUUUGUUGGUUAACGAACAGUUGAAUGAGAAUAGCGGCUCAAACGAUAGAAAGAAGAUUCAAGAAAACGCUAGUGAAGAGUAUUUCAAAAGCACUAAAAAGCACAAGGGCUCUAAGGCGAGGAAACAUGAAGAAGAGGAUGUUGAAAUGAGUAGUGACGACGAUCAAAGCAGCUCUACUGGAAGCAUCUGA
Messenger RNA from Saccharomycopsis crataegensis, 2367 nucleotides. It is a transcript of the gene NOC2, whose product is annotated as mRNA-binding ribosome synthesis protein NOC2. The transcript has a single exon. The record is from RefSeq and is a predicted model, not a curated record. NCBI's taxonomy places the organism in Eukaryota, Fungi, Ascomycota, Saccharomycetes, Ascoideales, Saccharomycopsidaceae. Bases 1 to 2367 code for a protein of 788 amino acids. Gene Ontology annotation, cellular component: nucleoplasm; nucleolus; Noc1p-Noc2p complex. Gene Ontology annotation, biological process: ribosomal large subunit biogenesis.